CGGGCGCUGGCAGGAGGGGGCAGGGCGCAGCGAAGGCCCGGGGGAUCGAGAACGGUGGGAGAGCCAGGCUCGGCGGGGCGAGGCCCAGGGCCCGGGCGGGCGAUGGAGGAGGCGCUGCUGUCCACCCCCAUCAACCCCAACAACUUCCCCGCCAAGCUGUGGCGGCUGGUGAACAGCCCUCGGUACCGCUCCAUCCGCUGGGACGGCCGCGGCGAGGGGCUGCUCAUCGACCAGCCGCUCUUCGAGGCCGAGCUGCUCAGCCCGCCCGGCCCGGGUGCCGGGGGCGCGGGGGGAGCCGGGAGCGGCGGCGGGGGCGGCGGCAGCGGCGUCGGGGCGGCCGGGGCGGAGCCCGAGCUCUUCAAAACCACCAACUUCACCAGCUUCAUCCGCCAGCUCAACCUCUACGGCUUCCGCAAGGUGGUGCUGGGUGGGCCGGGGGCGGCGGGGCCCGGGCCCGGGCCUGGGGCUGGCGGGCCGGCGGGCGACGGGCCACUCCACCACUUCCACAGCCCGCACUUCCGCCGCGACCAGCCUCAGCUGCUCGUUCACCUCAAGAGGCUCACCAGUGCCAACAAGGCCAAGCUGGCGGCCGGACUGGAGGUGCCCUGUCGCCCGCCCAACCGCUUCCAGCGGCUCCUCAUCACGUCAGCCUCCGCCUCGGCCUCAGCUUCUACCUCUCCGCUGCAGCAUCAGGACCCGCCACCCCAGCCCGCUGGCCCCCGGCCAGAGCAGCAUGGACCAGUGGCUGUAGGACAAUUUCACCGGUCAUUCCGGCGAGAUAAUCUGUCUCCUUACUCCUAUGUAUCAACGCCAUCCCACAACCACAGCACCUUCCCUCUGAAAGGUUUAGAUCGCACCCCGAUUCCUCCUCGAACAUGGCAGAACUCCCUUGGAAUGCACCCUGGACAAGUGGAGACGUCUCCCACUUUUUCAGAUAAAGGGGUUCCAUUUCCUGUACUGCAGAGAUUUCCAACUGAGGUUACUUAUACGCUGCAGCCCAGCGCCACAUCUGUACACGUUCAACAAGGUCCUCAAACAAUGGUCAGCUCCUCCCAAAAAUAUAGUAACUACACACCCUCAGCACAGUACUCCCAAGCCUACUAUCCAACAGCUGUGCUACAGUGCUGUUCUCCGUCCACUCACAUGGAUGCCCUCAGCAGCUGUGUCACUCCUUCUGCCUCUUCCUAUGCACACUGUAACUACUUCCAGAAUCCUCCAAUGCAAUCUUCCUAUCCAGUUGAAUUUCUGCCUUCUAAUUGGCCUUGCAGUGCUACUGAUGAAAAUAAAAAGACAGAAGUAAAUCUAGAGGCUGUCUUUCAGAUAGUAGAUGAGUUACACUCCUCCCCUAAGCUGGAGAUGGUAAAGGUGGAGCCUGUUGAGACUCAGUGUCCGUCAUCUCAGGCUAACAGAGGCCAGCAUAUCUUACCCAAUGCAAACAGCAGCAACCCAUCUUCCACCAGUCAGGCUAGCCAGCUGGAGCCACUCACUCCUGUAGGCUCAGACAUUACGUCUUUUGUGGUUGGAACAGAACAAGCAAUUACCUGCUCUCUGCCACAGUCACCUGAGUACAUCUAUGCCAUCCACACAGCUCAGCCUUUGGAAAAUAGCACAAUGCAGGAAUCUGCAACCAUCCAACAAACUCAUGUCAAACUGAAGGAGCAGCUAAACCAUAAUCCAUCUCCGUCUUCAGUAGUAUUUGUGCAGGAAGGGCUACCAUUCAGCACACAACAGGUGGAUAGCAGUAUAAAAUGCCAGACCAAUCCCCCGGAGAAUAUCUUGCCUUCAGAACAAAUGGGAUUCCUUAUUUCAGAAAUGGGGCCUGCUAGCAAGUCUAGUAAAGACACAGGUUUAUCCACUCCAGCCAGAUACAGAGAGCGAAGAAGCAACUCACAAGGAAAGUCCCCUGAUCUUCACCUGCUGGUGGACGUGGCCUGCAAGCAGGAGCACUUUCCAAAGGAGGAGGAGCUAAGAGAGUGAGGAGGAGGAGGAGGACUGUGACAUUGUGCACUCGCCACAGCUGGAGGCAGACAGGCACUGCACGUGACACACUGUUGGGAUUUUUUCAGUUCUGUUAAGGAAAAAAAAAAGCAUUUUUUUGUUUUGUUAAUUGAGAUUUUGUUAAAUUGAAAAUUGGGAGUUUGGUAUUUACUACAGCUGUUCAGUUCAGAUUGCUUACCUUGACAAACUGCUAAACAUCUAGCGGCCUUUUUUUUUUCUUUUUUUUUUUAUGCUGCCCAGAUUCCUUUCAAAUGAAAAGUCCUGGCCUUCAAGAAGCAUCUAAAAACUACUGUGUUGAUGGUACUGGAGCAGUGUGUGUGUGCUGAGUUAUGAUGCCAUUUUGAACUGUAGUCAGCACAAUGUCGCCUGUCUGAAGUCACAGUGUGAUCCUUUAGGGAAGAGGGUAUGAUAAACCAAGACACGGGAGGUCACCAAUAGCACAAGUCCAAGUGGGUCAGGGAGCCCAGGGAGGACGUGCUGCAAAAUGCUCGUUUUCUAAGUGAUUAACUAAGAAUGUCUCUUGUUUCUGAACCCACGUCCUGUUUCAAGAGAAAGGCAUCCGGACUUGGCCCAUCCAUCAUACUAACAGCCUCUGAUUCUUUAAUAUUAAUGGGAGUGUUUUUUCCAUUUUCAUGUCUUUCUUUAAUUUGAAUGAUAAAUUAUCAUAAAUAGUAAGAAAGUUUUGUUAAUAUCACUUACAUAAAUGUCUUCUAAAGAAAAAUAUUUAAUUUGUUUAAUUAUAUUUAUAAAUGCUGAUAGAUGUAAAAGUUUUAAAGCUUUGUAUUUUUAUUAACAUUGCAGAAUAGAAGGAUUAAAGGAUACAUGUAUAAUUUUAUUUUUGGAGGGUAAAUGUACAAUAUGUAAACAAACAUUGAGAGGUUUAACACAGUGUUUUCUUAUUUUAGAUUUUUACAUUCGGCAAGUAUAAAUUCUCAUCUAUAGAAGGUAUUGUGUGCAAACUUGGGGGGAAAUUGCUUGGUGUCAUUUACCAGAAGCUAUGCUGUAAUUAAAAAUAUAUCUAUAUUUGAAAUAUUAAAUGGCUUAAGCUUCUGAGAGACUUUGGAUAGUGGCGUAGAUUAUCGCCAUUUUUUCUUAUCCCUUGAUGAACUGUGUACUUGAGUGGUAGGAUUGUGGAACUGUUUCUGAGGAGAGGAAGGGCAUUUUAGACGCCCUGUUUCCGUAAUUGAUCCAUGUCCACCCAAUGAUAGCAAGAACUUUUCUGAUUUAAGGGAUUUUAAGGAUUAGAACUUUCUUGCUGGAUCUCCCCACUCUCGUUUUCCUAAUAAACGCUGCAGAAAUAAGAGGAAAGUCUAUGCAUUUAACGCUAAUGAAGCAAACAGCACUUCAUAAUGGCAUUAGCACUACACUCGCCGUCGUGGACUAACAAACAGCUCACUUCUUGCUGUGCACUGUGCCUUCCCAGUGGUGUCAGACAUAGAAGUGUUCUGAAGAUCUAGCUGCUCUGGAGGGGGAGCUCCGGAUUAGUCCAUGGCGACCAGUUUAGUUUAGAAACUAGGUUUUGAAAAGUGACUCCUUAUCUAAUUACACUAGUUGUGCUCCUUCCUAAUCAUCUUUCCUCACGAGGCUUGACAGAUGCACAGACUAUCGAAAUGUCUACAUCUAUCCAUGCCAAAUGUCUUGGCAAAGUAUGUGAAAAGGAGACCCGGCUUCUAAUGAAGGACCUUUGCCUUUUCUCUGUCACAUUGAAGAGCUGGUUAAGCUGUGUAGGAGAUAUUUCCUCCCCUCAAAAAAAAUGUCUUUCUUAGCCUUAUGCAUAUUGAAAAAGGUAAUAUCUUUUGAGGAACAUGUGUCAAGCAGGAACCUUGGCACAGACACGGUUUCAGUGGUUUUAAGGCGUGAUCAGUGAAAUGCCUUGACCAGCUCUUCAAAUGGUUUUUGUAUAUGAACACACCAGGUAAAGGAGCUGGAUCUCCUGCUCUCCUCACAUGCCUGGAACCCAUCUCCUAAAGCCAUCAUCAGUGACUUGUGAGAAUAGCAAGCAGUCAAGUGAAUGUGCGUAGGGCCCGACACUCAGAUCCCGUCUAGCUCCUUAACACCGAUCAGUUUUAAUCAGUCAACAAUAAAAUGAAUGUUCCAACUAGA
Messenger RNA from Arvicanthis niloticus (Nile rat), 4101 nucleotides. RefSeq names its product heat shock transcription factor 5 (gene Hsf5). NCBI's taxonomy places the organism in Eukaryota, Metazoa, Chordata, Mammalia, Rodentia, Muridae. Gene Ontology annotation, molecular function: sequence-specific DNA binding; DNA-binding transcription factor activity. The record is from RefSeq and is a predicted model, not a curated record. Gene Ontology annotation, biological process: regulation of DNA-templated transcription.